This is a messenger RNA of Aspergillus nomiae NRRL 13137, 1854 nucleotides long. Its product is annotated as putative UV radiation resistance protein (UVRAG). The transcript has 2 exons. The record is from RefSeq and is a predicted model, not a curated record. Lineage: Eukaryota; Fungi; Ascomycota; Eurotiomycetes; Eurotiales; Aspergillaceae. Gene Ontology annotation, biological process: SNARE complex assembly. The coding region runs from base 1 to 1854 and encodes 617 amino acids. Gene Ontology annotation, cellular component: lytic vacuole; endosome. Gene Ontology annotation, molecular function: SNARE binding.
AUGUCGCUGACUAUUACCUCGGAGGGCAUAGGCCAUGAUGAUGCUGGUAAUCGUCGCGAGAGAUCUUGGCUGUUCCCAUCGAAUCGCAAGCUUCGCCAUCUACAAGGCAUCUCGAUUCGUAAUCUUGUUGUUGACCCCCCGAGCAGGACUCGGGGGAAAACUAUUGAUGACGAAGAUAUUCCCAACUCGUUCCAAUCGCCGUCGAAGAUCCUUGCACAGGAUGCGAGUCGCCCCCUGAAUCACUCGCGCUCGUUCACAAAUCUCAAAUCCGUCAAGGCAACCGGCGAUAAGUGUAUUAGUCGCGAGCCGCCACCCCGGCGACAGCCACAACAAAGGCGAAACACCUUACCUUGGAGCGAUCCCAACCCGCGUGCUAGACAAGUAAAAUUGGAGGAUAUCACGAGGAGUCGAAUGGCAGAUACCUGGUUCUCCAUGCAUUGCGACAAGAUCGAAGAACCGGUGUAUGUGAGCGAGAUCGUGAAGGAUGCAACGAACCCAAGCUUCCGUUCCUUCGACCUGAACAUGUGCGGGCCCUUAGUCUCGCGAUCGGAUAGCUUCACCCUCAAAUUAUGGGCGAAGACGACCGCUAUGGAAGAGUACAUGCUGUUGGUGGAAUUGCAGUUACAUCUACAAUCCCUACAGUUUCUAGGAAAGUCGUUGGAUAGCUUCCACCAACCGCUACCGUCGAACUCAGUUCUUUGCCAUUUUGCGGACGGCGUUUAUGGGAAUCUGACGGAUCUUCCACCAGUUUGGGUGCCUUUGCCUGCAAAAGCAUCCAAAACUUCCGAUAGGAAUGCGCUGCCGACUUCAUCCUACGACGCACUGAUGCGGCUGGCAAACCUGGAUGAGUGCAUUCAAGACGCACUUAUCACCAGGGAGAAGCUGGAGGCUCAAAUAAGUUCAAUUCUGGAGAGGAACCAGAAAGCUUUAGCCGUGACUUGCGAGGUUUCGCGAGCUCGGGAUAAAGUUACGCUGACGAAACAGGCGGCUGUGUCUGAGAGGAAACAACUUCGCUUGACUAGGAAACGUAAGGAAGAACUGGUCGCCAGUUUACGCGCGAGGAGGGAGGCUAUGGCGCGUGGGCGCCAGACGCAAGAAAGAGCUCGUAGUCAUCUGCCCGAUGCGCAGGAGAAGCUGCACUCCAGCGCUAAAUUACUGGAAAAAGAGACAGAAGACUCCAAGGGCCAAAUUCGGCGCAUCUCAGAGGAUCUACUGGCCAUCUACCCCAUUGAGCCGAUCCCCGACAAACCGCUCGCGUUCACAAUAGCGGGCCUGGCCUUGCCGAACUCGAACUUCACCGAUAUUCAUCGGGACGCUGUUGCGGCCGCACUGGGAUAUACUGCACAUUUGGUUUAUUUACUGUCCUUCUAUCUAUCCGUGUCCGUACCUUAUCCGAUCAAUCCGUAUCUGUCCAACUCGCAGAUCCAGGACCCGGUGUCAGUCUCGCUCCCACAACGAACAUACCCUCUGUACCCGGUCAACGUCCAUUACCGGUUCGAAUAUGGGGUGUUUCUGUUGAAUAAGAACAUUGAGUUUCUGCUGACUAAGCGGGGCCUUCGGGUGCUGGACAUUCGACAAACUCUCCCCAACCUGAAGUAUCUGCUGUACGUGCUCACCGCAGGGACAGCAGAAAUCCCCGCACGGAAGGCUGGGGGAAUUCGAGGCCUGCUACCGGGCCGGUUGACCCCCAGCAUGUCAAGACGCGGGAGCGAAGACAGCGUUGCAUACAGCGAAUCCAACUUACCCCGGAAAAUGAUGAGUUCGUUGGUGAAAUCCAAUGGGGACGUCGCGCUUGACAAGGGGAAGAAAAAUAUCCCUGUCUUGAACACGACGUCAGCCUCUCAGGUGGCCUAA